UUAGAUUUCCUUGGUCUGACCUAUUUGCAGGAGCUGUCUUGUAAAGAUGGCGCAAUCUGUCCUGUUUCUGCUUCUGCUACAAAUGUCGGCCUGCUGUGGUUAUGGCUUUAAAGGCUGCUCCCAGAACUACCCCAAUACAGAUGUCAUGUGGUGCUUCAACAUGAACAUCGCUAACCUCUCUGAUGUCAUUAGAAUGAUGCCAGACAACAUAACAACAAUCAAUCUGUGCAAGAACAACAUCAGAGUCAUCCCACCUGGAUCAUUCAGUCAUGUGGAGGGGCUCAAACAACUGAACCUGAGCCAGAACAAGCUGGUUUCUCUAACAGGAGGAGAAUUCAGAGGCUUGGAUGUCCUGAAAGUUCUCAACCUCAGCUGCAAUAACAUUUCAUACAUCCACUCCAAUGCUUUUAAUGGACUCACCAGGUUGAAAACCCUGCUUCUGAGCCAAAACAUACUUGCAACAAUCUCUCCAGGUAUCUUUAAUGCCCUCCCAGCGAUUCAAGAAGUUGUUCUUUCUCUGAACAAGCUCAAAGCUUUCAGCUGUGGAGAGUCUGGUGGAUCCUCCACUCUUCAGCAGCUCGAUCUUUUCGCAAACAACAUUCAGAGGGUUAAUGUGAGCUGUUUCCCUGCCCUUGAGUACAUCAGGCUAUCCAACAACUCAAAGCUGGAGUUGCAGGCAGAUGUUUUUGCCUCUAAUCCCAGGCUGAAGAGUCUGCUUUGUCAGGGAGUUAAAGCAGAAGUGCUGGUGGGACUCUCUGCGGAGACAAAGAAGAAUCUCUAUAGGGUGGCAUUUUCUCUGUUUGUGGAGAAAUCUCUAUUUACUAUUUGUGGAUUGCUAAAAGGAAUGGACCAUCUUAAGAGGCUAGAGGUUGACUUGAAAGGAUCCAGGUUACUUCGGACCAACUCCAGCCUGUUGGACUGUGCCACUCCACCUAUGGUCGUUAUUGCAGAUGCAAACCUUGGAGUUGUUACCAAGUUGUCGCUGGAGAGGAGCAAUACAAGCAGACUUUAUCUCAUCAACUGUGGGUUAAAGCUGAUAUCUCGUACCACGUUUGAUGGUUACCAAGGACUGAAAACACUGCAGCUGAAUCAAAAUAAGGUUGUUAUUCAGCGGGACGCAUUCAAAGACCUGACCCAGCUCACGUUUUUAAGCUUCGACAAGAGCAAAAUUCGUGACAUUGAUCCCGACUGGUUUGUCCCUCUGAAGAAGCUGACUUGCCUGUCUCUCCCGAAAAAUGAAAUCACGGAGUUGACAGCAAAGGUAUUUAGUGCCCUUACUCAGCUUGAGCAGCUCUAUCUGCAGUUCAACCUGCUAAAAUACAUCACCAAGAAGCCCUUCAGUAAGCUGAGGCGGCUGACGAAGCUCAACCUCAGUUUAAACAUCAUUGAUUUCAUCGAAGAAGGCUCCUUCCUAGACCUGACAAGGCUCAAAUACCUGGACUUAAGUGGGAACCGCAUCAAGAGGCUGACACCAUCUAUUCUAUCUGGCCUGAUGAAUUUGAAGAAAUUUAUCCUGUACAACAACCGCCUCCAUUUUAAAUCCUAUGAAACUCCUUUCAUCAACCUUACUUCUCUGGAAUAUCUGGAGAUGAACUACCAGGGGCCCGGAGGUCAAGGCAUUGGUAGCAUUGGACCACAUUUCUUCCAAGGCCAACGUCAACUUACCUCAGUUGCCAUCGGGCACAGCAUCAAGGUUGACUUCCAUCCUGACGCCUUCGUUCCUCUGGUCAAUUUGAAAUUCCUGUACAUAGCUGGGGUGGUUAUGAAAACAACCAACCUGAGUGCAGCAUUGUACCCUCUGAAAAGGCUGAAGAGGCUGACUCUUUACAGGGCAGACCUUGAUGCUCUGCCUGCUAACCUGCUGCCUCCAGAUAAUACACUGGAAAUGCUCAAAGUCCAGUCCAACCACCUCCACACUGUGGACAAAACAAUGCUGGACGCUCUGCCAAGAUUGCGUUUUUUGGACAUCACUGAAAAUCCACUUACCUGCACCUGUGAUAAUGCCUGGUUCAAGACCUGGGCCAUCCACAACAACCAUACACAGGUGUCCUACCUGUACAACCUGCAGUGUGACAACAACUGGAGAUCUCCCUACCUGUGGCAGUUUGACGAUAAGGCCUGCUCCUAUGAACAGGUUUCCUUCACUCUCUUCAUCACCUGCUGUGUGGUGGACAUAUUGUUUGUAUGUGUGUGUCUGGCCUGGCACACACAGGGCCCUGCUCUACGCUACCUACUGCUCAUCAUCCGGGCAAAACUACGUGGGCGUAGGGGGGCAGCAGGGGCCAGAUUCCAAUAUGAUGCAUUCAUCUCCUACAGCUCUAAGGAUGAGGCCUGGGUGAUGCGACAGCUGGUGCCCAAUCUAGAGAGGCCAGUUGCUGGUACACCGAGACUCAGACUGUGUCUCCACCACAGAGACUUCCGUCCCGGUACUGCGGUUCUGGAGAACAUUGAGGCAGCCAUUUACAACUCCCGCCACACCAUCUGUGUGGUGACACGUCACUUCCUGCGAAGUGAGUGGUGCUCUAUGGAGUUUCAGCUGGCAAGUCUGAGGUUUUUAUGCGAUGGCAGUGAUGUCCUGCUGCUUGUGUUCUUGGAGGAGAUACCUGAGCACUGUCUGUCUCCCUAUACACGCUUACGCAAGAUCGUACAUAAGAAGACCUACUUGCUGUGGCCCGUGGAACCACAAGAGCAGGACGCUUUUUGGGUCAAACUGAUCGAUGCUUUAAAAAACAAUGAGGAGGAGGAGGAGGAGGGAGGGAGAGGGGGAGAAGAUGGGUUGGCACGGCUAAUUGGCUAG
Messenger RNA from Micropterus dolomieu (smallmouth bass), 2797 nucleotides. RefSeq names its product toll-like receptor 13. Gene Ontology annotation, molecular function: transmembrane signaling receptor activity; protein binding. Bases 47 to 2797 code for a protein of 916 amino acids. Gene Ontology annotation, biological process: immune response; toll-like receptor signaling pathway. The transcript has 6 exons. The record is from RefSeq and is a predicted model, not a curated record. Gene Ontology annotation, cellular component: membrane. Lineage: Eukaryota; Metazoa; Chordata; Actinopteri; Centrarchiformes; Centrarchidae.